Molecule: messenger RNA, 952 nt
Organism: Leptonychotes weddellii (Weddell seal)
Lineage: Eukaryota; Metazoa; Chordata; Mammalia; Carnivora; Phocidae
Source: RefSeq, a predicted model, not a curated record
GGAGCUGCACGGGUUAUUGAAGGUGGCCAAGUGGAAUAUCAGCCGCUCGUAGGCAUUCGGUACAUGUGGUGGUACCAUUUAAUUGGCCUCAUCUGGACCAGCGAAUUCAUCCUCGCGUGCCAGCAAAUGACGGUAGCCGGGGCACUGGUCACUUGCUAUUUCAACAGAAAUAAAAAUGACCCUCCUGAUCGCCCAAACCUUUGGUCUCUCUCUAUUCUUUUCUGCUACCAUCAAGGAACAGCCAUAAAAGGGUCAUUUUUAAUCACUGUGAUGAGGAUUCCGAGAACCAUUCUCAUGUACAUUUCCAACGCUCUGAAAGGGAAGCAUGGCGCAUGGUCCAGGUGCGUGUUCAGAUGCUGCUUCUGCUGUUUCUGGUGUCUUGACAAAUGGCUGCGCCAGUUCAACCAGAAUGCUUACACUGCAACAGCCAUUAACGGGACAGACUUUUGUACAUCCGCACAAGACGCACUCAAACUCUUAUCCAAGAAUUCAAGUCAGUUUACAUCUGUUAACUGCUUUGGAGACUUCGUAAUUUUUCUAGGAAAGGUGUUGGUGGUGUGUUUCACUGUUUUUGGAGGACUGAUGGCAUUUAACUACAACCGUGCACUCCAGGUGUGGGUGAUCCCUCUGCUGCUGGUUGCUUUUUUUGCCUACUUAGUAGCCCAUAGUUUUUUAUCUGUGUUUGAAACUGUGCUGGAUGCACUCUUCCUGUGUUUUGCUGUUGACCUGGAAACAAAUGAUGGAUCUUCAGAAAAGCCCUACUUUAUGGACCAAGAGUUUCUGAGUUUUGUAAAAAGGAUCAACAGAGUAAACGCUGUGAGGGCACAGGGAGCUGAGCACUCAUUAAGGAAUGAGGAGGGAAUGGAACUCCAGCCUGUGGUGUGAUAGGUGCCCAUUGGUUAGCUGUCCCUGGAAAGUUGCCUUCUUCUAAGAGUCAUUCACAGAAUAAAUG